Messenger RNA from Clupea harengus (Atlantic herring), 1168 nucleotides. RefSeq names its product urokinase plasminogen activator surface receptor-like. NCBI's taxonomy places the organism in Eukaryota, Metazoa, Chordata, Actinopteri, Clupeiformes, Clupeidae. The record is from RefSeq and is a predicted model, not a curated record.
CCUACACUCUGCUCGCACCAUGCUUAUCUUUGCAUGACUUCUUACGAUACAACACUCCACUUACUGACCUAUCAUGCAUGCAUACACGGCAACACUAAUGAUUAACUGACUGCCACACCUCACCGUAGUUUGGUAUGUUUAGUGUUCUUGUUAGUUUCCAAUAAAUUAAGGUUAUUUUGCUUUAACUCUGUGUGACCUCCCGUUAUUUUCCAUGGUCUGUGAGCCGGACAUGACACGCCCGCUCACAAGGUAAGGUACCUAGGUCAUUCUGGUGCCCAUGUGAGGCUGGCACCCAUUGUACAUACAGUGAUAUCUUCCUCAUUCCAAUGCAAAUUAAAAUCCCAGUUUUACCAAAGUACCAGUUUUAUCAGAUGCCAUGUUACGUGGAGGAGUUAACUUUAAUUUUGACUGAUGGACACUCCCAUCAAUGAAGAGACCAAUAUAUAGAGUAGACCAACACAUGUACGUUGAACUAUUGACCGUCAAGAUGGUGAUUGAAGUCAUUUUUGUCGCGAUGUGCCUGCUUGUGCCUCAAGCAAAAGGACUGCAGUGCACCACGUGCAAAGAUGUGUCUGGAUCUUGCAAUGGAGUGGAGUGUCCCGCACUUGAUUACUCUUGUGCCAGCAUCAGUGUUACAACUGUAAUAGGGGGUUCAACUACUGAAGGAAGUAUCAAAAGCUGUUUCCCAUCUUCACUAUGUCUCAAUGGUUCCCUGAACACAGGAGCUCUAAGGGUCACACUGAGCACCUUGUGCUGUAACACAGACAACUGCAACUCCGGAAGUCUUCCAGCUGCAGUAAAUAACACGGCCAAUGGGAGGCAGUGUUUCACCUGUGGCUCAGCGGACUGCUCAUUAAAGCUUCAAUGUGCCGGUGAUGAGGAUCGCUGUUUCAAUGCAACAGGUAAUUUAGCUGGACUGAACGCUACCGUAAAGGGCUGUGCCACCCAAAGUGUCUGCUCUGGAGCGUUUUCACAGGCACUGGACUCGGUGGCUGCGGGACUGCGCUGCUGUGAGGGGGAUCUGUGCAACAGUGCCUGGAGUGCUACACACAGUGUCCUGUUCCUGCUGUGGCCUCUGGGCUCUGUUCUGCUCUUCCACUGAGCUGGCUUCAUCUCAGGGUGACUCCUCUGCCUGGAGAUGGGCUGCUACUUUCAACACAAACUUGUC